Molecule: messenger RNA, 2984 nt
Organism: Thamnophis elegans (Western terrestrial garter snake)
Lineage: Eukaryota; Metazoa; Chordata; Lepidosauria; Squamata; Natricidae
Gene: SLC17A7
Product: solute carrier family 17 member 7
Exons: 11
Biological process (GO): transmembrane transport; regulation of synapse structure or activity; synaptic transmission, glutamatergic
Cellular component (GO): excitatory synapse; synaptic vesicle membrane
Molecular function (GO): neurotransmitter transmembrane transporter activity; L-glutamate transmembrane transporter activity
Source: RefSeq, a predicted model, not a curated record
AGAAUUCUAGAAAAGAAGCAGCCGGGUGGAGAGACCAUCGAGCUGACAGAAGAGGGACGGCCUGUUGAAGUGUCCGAGAAGGCCCAGCCCAUCGUAGACUGCACCUGCUUUGGCCUCCCUCGCCGUUACAUCAUUGCCAUCCUCUGCGGUCUGGGUUUCUGCAUCAGCUUUGGCAUCCGAUGCAACCUGGGCGUGGCCAUUGUCAGUAUGGUUAAUAAUAAUACCGUCUACGAAGGGGAUAAAGUCAUUGUGAAGAAAGCUGAGUUCAACUGGGAUCCAGAGACAGUAGGCAUGAUCCACGGGUCAUUCUUCUGGGGUUACAUCGUCACCCAGAUCCCAGGGGGGUUCAUAUCACAGAAAUUUGCAGCUAACAGGGUUUUUGGCUUUGCCAUUGUGGCAACCUCUACUUUGAACAUGCUCAUUCCCUCAGCUGCUCGGGUCCAUUUUGGCUGUGUAAUCUUUGUGAGGAUCUUACAAGGGCUUGUUGAGGGAGUCACAUACCCAGCAUGCCAUGGUAUCUGGAGCAAAUGGGCACCUCCUUUGGAACGUAGUCGCCUGGCCACAACAGCUUUCUGUGGUUCUUAUGCUGGGGCAGUGGUGGCCAUGCCUCUUGCUGGGAUACUAGUUCAAUAUUCAGGAUGGAGCUCUGUAUUCUACGUAUAUGGGAGCUUUGGUAUUUUCUGGUAUUUAUUCUGGCUGAUGGUUUCCUAUGAGAGUCCUGCACAGCACCCCACCAUCACGGAGGAAGAAAAGAAGUAUAUAGAGGAAAGCAUUGGAGAGAGCGCCAGCCUUAUGAAUCCCCUUUUGAAAUUCAAAGCUCCAUGGCGUAAGUUCUUCACAUCCAUGCCGGUUUAUGCCAUCAUUGUAGCCAAUUUUUGCCGAAGCUGGACAUUUUAUUUACUUUUAAUCAGCCAGCCAGCCUAUUUUGAAGAAGUCUUUGGCUUUGAAAUCAGUAAGGUGGGGAUGCUUUCUGCUUUGCCCCACUUGGUUAUGACCAUCAUUGUACCCAUUGGAGGCCAAAUCGCUGACUUCUUGCGCUCACGAAGAAUUAUGUCUACCACCAACGUCCGCAAGAUGAUGAACUGUGGGGGGUUCGGCAUGGAAGCCACGUUGCUCUUAGUAGUUGGUUAUUCCCACAGCAAAGGGAUGGCGAUUUCUUUUCUAGUCCUGGCUGUGGGCUUCAGUGGCUUUGCUAUUUCAGGAUUCAAUGUCAAUCAUUUAGAUAUUGCUCCUCGAUAUGCCAGUAUCUUGAUGGGCAUCUCCAAUGGUGUGGGGACCCUAUCAGGUAUGGUGUGCCCACUCAUUGUCGGAGCAAUGACUAAACACAAGACACGAGAAGAAUGGCAGUAUGUUUUCCUCAUUGCCUCUCUAGUACAUUAUGGUGGUGUCAUCUUCUACGGGAUUUUUGCUUCUGGGGAGAAGCAGCCCUGGGCUGAGCCAGAAGAAUUGACUGAAGAGAAAUGUGGCUUCAUCAACGAAGAUGAAUUAGCUGACGAGGAAGAUGAAGCUGCCCGCAUGGGAGCAGGGGCAGGGAGUGGUGGCUAUGGGGCCACUAAAAGUACCAGUUUUGCCAAUGGAGGUUGGACGGCUGACUGGGACAAAAAGGAGGAAUAUAUACAGGAGCCUGGGAAAGAUUCCUAUAUGUAUGGCGUGCCAGAACAACGGGACUUGUCAUAGAGAACCCCAUUCUCUACCCUCAUGUGAUGAUGGAGCCUUAGUUAUAAUCCAAUGGAGUGAGGAAAAGGCUUCUUGUUCAGCCUUCUUCUCUAUCUUCCAUUACUUUACCAUCCUAUCCUACAACCUCCAUCCCAUUUCUGGUGUGUUGGCAACCAGUGUCUGGUUGACCCAUUGAAAAUUGCCCUUCCCAGCGGUUUGCUACACCUCAGUAAUGAUCCACAGGCACUUACUUUCAAGUGCUUUAUUUUACCCUUCGUUGUCUACCGGCCACUCUAUCUCCACAUUGUCCAUUCCUGCUGAAGGCUGAUGUUAAAGGGGUUGAGUUAAAUCCUAUACACCCAUUGCUCCUGAUUCUACCCAACAGUCCUUGACUGAAAAGCUUUGGGGUCACAGCAAAGACACUGCAACAUCCUCUAUUGAGUAUGAAAUGAAAACACAGUUUAUGAAUAGACCGCAACCUUCACAUGCAUAAUACCCCAGGUUCAAUCCCUAGGCCCGUGAUGGCGAACCUAUGUCACACAUGCCCGAGGUGGCAGGCAGAACCAUCUUUCUGGGCACAUGAGCUGUUGCCCAACUCAUCUGCAGCUGUGCAUGUGCAAGUGGUCCAGCUGGUGUUUGUGCCACCGGUGUGCAUGCAUGCAAUUCAGGAGACCCAGCUGGUCUUCGGUGCUCUCCUGUACAUGCACAUGCAUUUUGCAUGUGCGUGACAGUACCUGCGAGCAGCAUGUGCAGAUGGUGUUCACACAUGUGCAUUGUGUGCACAAAAACCACAUGCUUGUGCAAAUGGUGCAAUUAUGCACGCAGUGCACAGGGGAGCCACAUGAAACUUGUGUGCAUGUGCAGAUGAUGCAAUCGUGCAUUCAGCACAUGGGGAGCCAUGCUAAAGCCUCGCACACGCACAGAUGGUAUGAUUGCACAUGCAGCACACGGGAGAGGAGGUGCACAUUAGUGCAGAUAGCGUGCACAAAGCGUGUACCUGUUUUGACUCAGUGAGUAAAAGGUUCGCCACCACUGCCCUAGGUCAAGUGGACCAUAGGAAAAAAGUUGAUAUUUUGGUUUCCCCUCAGGACCUCAUAAUUAGGAAGUGGCUUGGCACCAACUCCAGCUUUUUAGUCUCUUACUUGGGUAGCCUUGUUCCGCAUCUCAUCUUUUGCCUUAGACCUUUCUGAUUCUUAGAAAUAAAAUAGACGUGUCUCCCUCAACAUCUUAUGCCUUUAGUACCUAUGCACCAACCAUCAUCCUGAACUGAAGAUGGGGGAAGCCAUUCACAGUGGCCCUUCGGAUAACUACUUGCUCCCAUAUUUUAA